Messenger RNA from Ceratotherium simum simum (southern white rhinoceros), 2346 nucleotides. The record is from RefSeq and is a predicted model, not a curated record. NCBI's taxonomy places the organism in Eukaryota, Metazoa, Chordata, Mammalia, Perissodactyla, Rhinocerotidae.
AGAGCCUCUCUUUGGACUCCAGUUGCUUUUCUUCUCCUCCUGUGAAUUUCCUUCAAGAAUUGCCAAGCUACCGGUCUAUUGCGCGCAAGAGGACGACCAUCCCUUCCCGAGACAAGCAGAGGGACACUUUGCUGAAGCCGACAGACUCCUACAGCUCCCAGCUGGAGGGUGGGAUCACUGAAAACCUCAAUAGCCAAUCCAUUCGCAAGUACGCACUGAACAUCUCUGAGAAGCGGAGACUAAGGGACAUUCAGGAGACCCAAAUGAAGUAUUUAUCCGAGUGGGACCAGUGGAAACGGUAUAGCAGCAAGUCUUGGAAGAGGUUCCUAGAGAAGGCUCGAGAGAUGACCUCCCACCUGGAGCUGUGGCGGGAGGACAUUCGCAGCAUAGAAGGGAAAUUUGGCACUGGGAUUCAGUCCUAUUUCUCCUUCUUGCGGUUUCUGGUGUUGCUGAAUUUGGUGAUAUUUCUGAUCAUCUUUCUGCUGGUUUUGCUCCCAAUCUUGCUCACGGAAUACAAGAUCACCAACAGCAGCUUUGUACUCGUCCCGUCCAAAGACAAGGAUAUUCAAUGCACAAUAUAUCCCAUAAGUAGCUCUGGACUCAUUUACUUUUAUAGUUAUAUCGUAGACUUGCUCUCUGGCACUGGUUUCUUGGAGGAGACCUGCCUCUUUUAUGGACAUUACACCAUUGACGGGGUGAAAUUUCAGAACUUCACGUAUGAUUUGCCCCUGGCCUAUUUGUUAAGCACAAUUGCCUACCUCACCCUGAGCCUUCUUUGGAUAGUGAAAAGGUCGGUGGAAGGCUUCAAGGUCAACCUGAUCCGGAGUGAGGAGCACUUCCAGAGUUACUGCAACAAGAUCUUCGCCGGCUGGGACUUCUGCAUCACCAACCGCAGCAUGGCCGACCUAAAGCACAGUAGCCUGCAGUACGAGCUCAGGGCAGAUCUGGAGGAAGAAAGAAUACGGCAGAAAAUAGCAGAAAGGACCUCAGAAGAAACGAUCAAGAUUUACUCUUUGAGACUGUUUUUGAACUGUAUUGUUCUGGCUGUUUUAGGGGCAUGCUUUUACGCAAUCUAUACAGCAACUAUAUUCUCGCAAGAACACAUGAAGAAAGAAAUUGACAAGAUGGUUUUUGGAGAGAACCUCUUGAUAUUGUACCUGCCUUCUAUUGUGAUCACUCUGGCCAAUUUCAUUACCCCGAUGAUCUUCGCCAGGAUCAUCCAGUAUGAGGAUUAUUCCCCAGGCUUUGAGAUCCGGCUGACGAUCCUUAGGUGUGUCUUUAUGCGGCUGGCCACCAUCUGUGUGCUGGUGUUUACCCUGGGCUCCAAGAUUACAUCCUGUGAUAACUAUUCCUGUGAACUCUGUGGCUACAACCAGAAACUCUACCCGUGCUGGGAGACCCAAGUUGGGCAAGAAAUGUACAAGCUGAUGAUCUUCGACCUCAUCAUCAUCUUGGCUGUGACGCUUUUUGUGGAUUUUCCUAGAAAGCUCCUGGUGACCUACUGCCCCUCUUCGAAGCUGAUCCAGUGCUGGGGGCAGCAGGAGUUUGCCAUUCCUGACAACGUUCUGGGCAUUGUGUACGGGCAGACCAUUUGCUGGAUCGGGGCGUUUUUCUCCCCGCUUCUCCCAGCAAUUGCGACCUUGAAAUUCAUUAUCAUCUUUUAUGUGAAAGAGAUGAGUCUUAUUUAUACCUGCAGACCCUCCCCGAGGCAGUUCAGAGCAUCCAAUUCUAAUUUCUUCUUCCUGUUGGUGUUGUUGAUUGGCCUGUGUUUGGCUAUAAUACCUCUGACAAUCAGCAUGGCACGCAUCCCUUCCUCGAAAGGCUGCGGGCCGUUCACCAACUUCAACACCACCUGGGACGUGGUCCCCAAGACGGUGAGCACCUUCCCCAGCUCGCUGCAGUCCCUGGUCCAUGGCAUCACAUCCGAAGCCUUCGCGGUGCCCUUCUUCAUGAUCAUUUGCCUUAUUAUGUUUUACUUCAUCGCCCUAGCCGGAGCACACAAGCGGGUGGUCGUCCAGCUCCGAGAGCAGCUGUCCCUGGAAAGUCGUGACAAGCGUUAUCUAAUCCAGAAACUAACAGAAGCCCAGAGGGAAAUGAGGAACCGACUCGACUGACAAUGAAGAUGCUGCUCUGUGUCUCUUAUAAGCUUACCUAGUGACCUGCCGAGCCUGCAAAGGCCGCCUGACUUUUGAGCAGGAAUUUUAAAAUAUAUUUUUCUGGACUUCGGGCCUUUUCUGAAAGUGGAUCCAUACGUGCAGCUGCGGUGGCCAUGUUUACGUAAACCAGCCCCUAUUUAGGGCUUUAGUGACUUAGAAAAGCAGGUUCAAAAGCAAGUCUUUGCCUUAG